UAUGUUUGUAAUCUCUCUUUCGAUGGAGCAAAAAAAGUGACCGAUUAUUCAAACUGAAGUGAAAAUUGUUCUCUUUUUCGAAUUUUCCAACAUUCCGUACGUAUCAUUGUAAAUGUGAAGUCCAUCUAUGAAGUCACUCCUGUUUGUGUGCCCGAUUAGCAAGUGUAUAGCAUAGUAAGUGUCUAACAAGACAACAUCAUGAUCUCCAAGUAAGCAAUGGAGCAAUUAAGCAAGACGGAAUAUCAAGUGUGGGCAGCGUGGGAUGGCGUGAAUUUGAUACCGUUUAAGCAAUUCACUCUCUAUCUUAUUUGAGAAGCUAACGGACGCAGAUCAUGACAAAUAUCCUCAAUGUAUUCUGCUCAAAAUUUCAUCAUGAGGCUCCUUUUGAUCUUUGUUCUCGUUUUUUGUCUGGGUGUGAAAGCAUCAUCAGAAAAUUACUAUGAGAUCCUAGGGGUUGCAAAGUAUGCUGAUAAUCUUGAAAUCCGCAAAGCUUUCAAGAAGUUAGCCGUCAAAUUACAUCCUGAUAAAAAUCAGGAUGAUCCAGACGCUCAUGCGACUUUCAUUAAGUUGACUCGGGCAUAUGAAGUCUUGAAGGAUCCAACACUGAGGAAGAAUUAUGAUAAAUUUGGAGACGAGAAGCCAACAGAAGUGCCAAAGUAUCACAGUUGGAGUUACUAUAGUGAUGAUUUUGGUCUCUACGAUGAUAACCCUGAAAUUGUCACCCUCAGCACUUCAGACUUUAAGGUGAAUGUUGCUCGAUUUGAAUCUCAAUGGUUCAUCAAAUUUUACUCUCCAAGGUGCUCCCAUUGUCAUUAUCUUGCUCCAACAUGGAGGAAAUUAGCCAAAGAAUUGAAAGGAGUGAUCAAGUUUGGAGCAGUCAACUGUGAGGAAGAGUGGAACUUAUGUCGACAAGAAGGCAUUUUGUCUUAUCCAACUCUCAUGCUGUAUCCAAGUCGCAUUCAGUACAACGGUGACAGAGAUAAAGACACGCUAGUCAAGUUUAUUUUGAAUCAUGUAGAAACCAAAAUUAUUCAUAUUAAUUAUCCAGAUGAUUGGAUGGCUGAUGUUCAAGAGAGCAAUUCAAAAUUGUGGAUGUUUCUCCUUUGCAAUUCUGAAAAGUACCCUGCCUGUAUCCAGAGCGAUGAAAGAAUCAAACUAGCUGCGAUGUUGGCUAGUUUUGUAGGCUUUGGUGUUGUUGACUGCCGUGAAGCCGAGGACAUUUGUGAAACCCUGAGCAAUCAUGAGAAUUCUAGCUCGGUUGUAUUCUGGAAUAAAGCCGAAAAGUCAGGAACCUUGAUAUCCUCCAACGAGCCAGAGGAAAUAACUAAAAUUGUGUUGGAUCUUCUACCACCUGUACCUUCCUUGAAUGCUGAUACAGUUGAGAGUAUAACGGAACAGCUGAAAGAGGAGACAAGCUCUCCAUGGCUGUUGAUUUUCACCAUUCAAUAUGAUGAAAAACUGGAUUUAGAGUUGAAAGCUUUGCCAUCUCUAUUGCCGAAUAUCAAUGUUGGCAAAGUGCACUGUGCCCAAAUGAAUACUUUUUGUCGGAAUUUAUUCAUCAUGCGAUACCCUGAAUUCAUCGUAUUCAAACCAGGAGGAGGACAUGAGUUUUAUCAUGGGCAUCAUUUUGCCUAUGACAUAGCUAUGUUUGCUCAAGAAGCAGUGAAAGCAAAAAAUUUUAGAGCAAUUUCUUACGAAGAAUUCCAUGAAUCAGUUGUAACGCAAAAGCCAGACUCUAAAUCAUCACCAUGGGUUGUGGACUUUUAUGCUCCAUGGUGUCCUCCUUGUCUAAGCCUCUUACCACAACUCAGAGAAGCAAGUAUUCGGGUAGCAAACGUCAAUUUUGGAGUUGUAGAUUGUACAGUUCACCACCAACUCUGUUCAGAGCAGAAUAUAGGAUCGUAUCCCACAACAAUAUUCUUCUUUAAUGGAACCCGCAACAACUACAAAGGACCUCAGUCUCCUGAUGAAAUCGUUGAAUUUCUAAAUGAUAUUCAAAACCCUAUCGUGAUAAAAUUGACGGAAGAGACCUUUUACCGUUCAGUUGGAAGAAAACCUAAGGAUGCUAUUUGGGUCGUAGACUUCUUUAUGCCAUGGUGUGGUCCAUGCCAGCAGUUAGCGCCGCAGUUCAGAAAGUUAGCUAAGUUGGUCUCCGGAAUACCAAACAUUUUCUUAGCAUCAGUAAAUUGUGAAGAAGAAGGUGAACUUUGCAGACAACAAGGCAUUAGAUCUUACCCUCACAUUCGCCUGUACCCCCUUGCAAGUGAAGGCCUCAGCUCUUUUGCUAUCUUCAGCGGUCAUCAAAGAAACGUAUUAACACUAAGAGUUUGGUUACUCAGUUUCCUUCCGUCGGUCGUGGAAGAUCUUGACCCCAAUUCAUUUCCAGCCAAAGUGGUCGACUCCAAUGAUCUUUGGUUAAUAGAUUUCUAUGCUCCGUGGUGUAGCCAUUGCCAUUCCUUUGAGCCAGAAUUCUCUACUGUUGCUCAGAAACUGAGCAGUCAUGUUAAGUUUGGAAAAAUCAACUGUGAUGCUUUCCAUAAUUUAUGCCGGAAUGCAGGAGUAAGUGGCUAUCCGACAGUUCAAUUCUAUCAUGCACAAGGUAAUCGAGGUUAUAAAGGUAUGGAAAUUAUGAGUCAAAAAGGGAAUAUUAUCGAAGAGGCAGUUAGAAGUGUAUUGGAAAGACAAGGCAAGAUUAUUGCCCAUGAUGAGCUGUGAUAAUAGUUUUAAUCCUCGACACAAGUCAUGUAGUGAAAUCUCGCUAAAUCAAACUAUAGUUAAGACGAAAUCUCACUUUUGUAAAAAAAUUCCUCUGGUCCCUAGACCCCGUCAUAAGGCGUAAUGUUAAAUUACUACGACUAAGACGAAUUCGUGACUUUUAUUGUGGAGGAAACAGUGCUUAAGUAAAAGAAAAUUUUUUUGAAAAACCCAACAAAAUUUGAUUCUACUUGUGAAAAAUCAAAGCAGAAGGGCGAUUUCAAAAAGAAGUAAAGUAAUGUUACAAAAACAGACUCAUGUUGACGUGCCUGUAUUUUUGAAGGAAGUAUAGAAGCAAGAGCUUCAAAAUCUGUGACUUCUGAUGUACUUCCAUGACUUCUUUCAUAAAAGAGAUAAAAUUUGAAAAUUAAUUAAAACAUUUUUGAAUUUAUAACCGAUUUUUGAAAAAUCUGCAAAAGCAACUCAAAAAAUCACUCGCAGGUUACUUAAAUACAUAACUCGAAUUUUCAAACUCAUUUUCUUCUAAGCAGCAAAGCCAAUAAAACCAAAAGCUCUUAAGUUUCAAGUUCUCUUAGUCCCUUGAAAAGUUGACUUAACGAGAUUUCACUGUAUGAAGACUCGAAGACUGGGUGAUAGGACAUAAUGUCCAAAAACAAAAACGUCCAAACGUGUGAAUGUCCAACAAAAUAAAAAGGCCAAAACCAACAAAUUUCCAACUAAGUAAAAAGUCAAAAAAAAAAUUUAAGAAAAAAAGCGUCCAAAGUAAAAAGUUCAAAACUGGUAAAAAUAUGUGAAACGUGCCAGUUACCUGCAUCAUUCCAAAUCAUUAUCUGAGCCCCAAUCAUCUAAAGAAGAGUCCGAGUUCAAAGCGCUGCCUGCUGCUGCUGUAGGUGCACCGCGGAUGCGAGUAUUGUAGGCAAUGCCUUGCAAGUAUUUGGAGAUUUCUUCAGCAUUUUUAAAUUGCUGGUAGCGUCUCGUUCGCAUCUGUAGCUUUUCCUGAUUUUGACGAGAUUCCUUGCUGACCUGUUGCCAGAUUCUAGUGUGCUCAUUAUCAAGCUGGAUGCAAGUUUCCUCAGUAUCAAGUUGGUCCUUCUAACUUUUUACUUUUGGACCCUUUUUUUUGGACGUUAUGUCCUAUCACCGUAGGCUGUAAUAUUUUUAAAACUCUAGAGUUACUGUUAAUUCUUAUUUUUCAGUCUAUGGAAAAUAAAUCCAUAACCACACAUUCAGGGUCCUAUAUAUUCCAGUCAUUGAUCACUUUAAGUUAGGAUCAUUCUACUAAUCAUCAUUAAAAAUGAUUAAAUUUGGAAGUAUAAUUAUAGGUAUUCGCUUUGUGUUGUCCUUCGAGGGUCCUAUAACUCAGGAAUUUCAACAGUCCCUAAGGAAAGUUUAGCGUUUUUUUCGUGAUCACUGUCUCACCAGAAAUAAAAGCUGGGCAAUUCAUCACUUUCAUAGACCAUUUUUUAUUUUAUCUUAGGACUUUGAGGCUUGUCCAUUGUUGGUGAUCUCUCUCAAAAUUGGAACACAUUUAGAUCAGAUUUUUUCAUCAUUUGCAUUGGCUCAAGCCGAUACAAUUGAAAGCCUCCUCAGUUUUUACUGUUUUGUUUCCCUACGCUACUCUCUUCUUACCUUUACUAUAAUUUACUAAUAAUACUUGUGUCUUUUUUUCUUCUAUUUUUGUACAAUAAUCAAAUUUCACCAAAAUUGAUGCAUUAUGGAUCUUCAACCAGGUUUAGGUUUUUUUUAAAAGAAGUUCCUUUGUAUUCAUGCGUGAUGAUGUUUCUGAAAAUUUUCCCUAAUGAAUUGAUUUUCUAAUAUACCCCUGUUAUAAUUUUUUUACUCUUUAGGGCUGGUUCUAUUACCUCUGGUCCAAUCUGUUUGAUUCAUAACCAGCGGUCAAUUAGACACUAGAAUUUAAAUGUAACCUCUGCUUUAAAUAUCCGCCAGGUGACCAAGGUACCUUUCAGGUUUUUCUUGAUUUUGCCCUUUAUUGAGCUUUUGACCAGGAGUUCAGAUCAGCAAGAGAUGGGUAGAUGACUACCUCUAUGUUUUUCCUCUUGUCAAAUGUAAACAGCUGUUUGAUCAGACGAGAUAAAUUUAUCCCU
Messenger RNA from Bemisia tabaci, 4820 nucleotides. Its product is annotated as dnaJ homolog subfamily C member 10. Gene Ontology annotation, molecular function: misfolded protein binding; oxidoreductase activity, acting on a sulfur group of donors, disulfide as acceptor; protein-disulfide reductase activity. Gene Ontology annotation, biological process: IRE1-mediated unfolded protein response. Gene Ontology annotation, cellular component: endoplasmic reticulum lumen. The record is from RefSeq and is a predicted model, not a curated record. Lineage: Eukaryota; Metazoa; Arthropoda; Insecta; Hemiptera; Aleyrodidae.